Molecule: messenger RNA, 11290 nt
Organism: Triplophysa rosa
Lineage: Eukaryota; Metazoa; Chordata; Actinopteri; Cypriniformes; Nemacheilidae
Product: interferon-induced very large GTPase 1-like
Exons: 6
Coding region: 1799-9667 (2622 amino acids)
Molecular function (GO): GTP binding
Source: RefSeq, a predicted model, not a curated record
CGUGCAGAGCAGAGCACAGAGCAGCUAGCGUGCACGUCGUGAGCGCGCGGGAAGAAGUCCCCUGUGUCUCGCUUUUAUCGAGCAGUAAUAUUAAGGACACACAGUAAGAUGACACGUUUCGCAAUGAAUUGAUUUGUUUGAUAUAAAUUCUGAGGAAAAACAACCAGAACGCGCUAUGAAAAGUCACUAAUGAAGACGAUCUCCUCACAGACUCAUCUCGAGAGAAGGCGCGAGACUUCAUUGAGUUAAGACAAGUUUUUCUUCAACAGUUUUAAAGUCAGUCAGAAAGACAGUUAAACAUUGAUAUAACAGUGAAGAUGAGUACAAAUAUGUGAGAACUGAUAUAUUCGAGUUAUCAUCCUUGUUCAGUUACACUAUGUUUUACUAUACAAUUAGUUACGGGUUAUUUGUAUUAAAACUUGAGGAUAAAAAAAUACAGUUAUAUAUAGGAUAUGCAUAUUGACACCAAAAAAUAGUAUAUAUAUUUUCUUAUUGGCUUAAAGUACAGUUCAUAAGGACUGCUUUUCAGCGGUACCCAAUACAAGCACACUGACAGUAAAUGGACGAGACCAACCAUGCUACAACUUUAUUUUUGGACAGACUAUGGAUAACACUCACUUACAUUUCAUAUUUGUUAUCAGGGGAAAUUGGGUGUGACCACCUGUGAAUAUUUUUUUUUGUGCAGAGGGUUGUAAUUUGGCUUCUACUGUAAUGUUUUGACAUGCAGUUCCACAAUGUCAACGCCAGAGGGCAAAAUACUUGGGUAUAUUUGUUAUUUUAUCCAAUUUCAAUUGUACUGUAUUACUGGCUGCCUUAACGAAAAUUAACCAUUGUGUUACUACAGUUAAAAAAAUUGGUUACUGAAUUAAACCACGGUUUUGCCGAUAGUGAUCAAUAAACAAAACAAAAAACAUGGUUACUACACUUUUACCACUUUUUUAUUUACCUAAAACUCAGAGCAAAUAUGAGAAAGUAUAAUUUCAGUGGUUAAAUUAUCCUAACUGGUUCAUUCCUAUAAUUAUUUAUACACUUCUAAAAACUUUUGGAAUCUCUUGUAGAAAGACAAACAUUUUUCCUUUUUACUUCAUUUCAUAAUAAAAGGAGUCUAUGAUAGAGAUUUCAAAAUUCAUCCAGGCCAAAUCUAAGCACUUCAAUUAUACCAUUUAUAGAGACACAAAUGACUGACAUAAAAUGUCCACCCUGUUACGGACAAACACAUGAUAACCUAAUAGGCUAAUAAUAGAGGAUUUUGUAUAAUUCUUGAUUUAUUAAUACUACAAAAAUCCCACAUGCACACAAAUACAGGUAAGUGUGAAGUCAUGUGACUGGUGCUGCCUGUUUGGUUAGUUUUUACCUGCCUAUCGUGUCUGACUGCACCCAAACUCAGAUCUCUUCCUGCUCUCAUGGAGUUAAUAAAAGAUCAUCUUAACAUGAAGAAACCUUAACGUACAGGUAACAUGAAACUUUUUGUUUGUAGUAUGAUUGUAUAUGUAAUUAUUAGGCACUAAAUAAUGAGUUCAGUAAUAAACGUGUCAAUGAGCUUCGGGAACAGCAGACAGUUUCACUUUCACCUCCUGUCACAGAACCGACUCAUAAUCAUAUCUCUGUGUUUAACAUUUUGUUGAGAAGAAUAACUUUGAAGUGUAACACACACAAUUUAUAAACACGAUGCAUUGAGAGUUUCUGCAUGUAGAUCGACAAGUUGUACUAAAAUAAAUCUUGUGAGGGAUAAUAGGGUUUUUUCUGUGGCUAUAAGAUGAUCGUCUGAAGAUUAAAUAAAGACACUGAAGACAGAAACAUGUCCAGCACUGACAGCACAGUGUCUGUUGUCCCCAAUCCUGCUCGCAGGACAAGACGGAGUAUGGACCAUCCUCCUUAUAUGAGGAUUGUUGUGUUGGGUAAAGAUGUGUCAGUAAACAGUCGAGUAGGAAACUUGAUAUUAGGAAGAUCAGCGUUUGAGAGUGAAUCUCCUCCAGAUGAUCAUCAGUGCUGUGAGAGAGUCCGAGGAAAACACAUGACACUCAUCAACUGUCCUCAUCUGCUCCAGCACAACCUCUCAUCCCAUCACAUCACACAGACACUGAGAGAGUGUGUGUCUCUGUCUCAUCCAGGACCUCACGUCAUCAUUCUCAUCUUUAAACAUGAUGAUGAGUGUUCAAGAGAAGAUCAAGAGCACGUGAACAUGAUCCUCAACUCUUUCUCUGACAGUGUUUAUGAACACACACUGGUGUUGACCACACACGACUCACCACACACUCAUGUCAAUGACAUUAUACAAGAAAUUAUAGACAAAUGUCUUAACAAACACUACAGACUGGAGAGAAACAGCUCCCCUUCUGAAUUUAAAGAGACAUUAGAGAAUAUUGUGCAAAUGAACAGUGGACGACAUCUGAUGUGUGAAGAAUCUCUCACAAUGAAGCAGCAGACAGAAGAAAGAGAUGUUGUGAAGCUGAAUGUGGUUGUGUGUGGAAGUGACAGAAGAUUAAAAAGCUUCAUCUCAAAGCUGAUGUUGAAUGAGAGCAGCAGAAGAUCAGACAUGAGAUCAGAUUGUGUGCUGAUGAAGAGAGAGAUGGAGGUGUGUGGAAGUCUGAUCAAUCUGCUGGAGCUUCCAGCUCUCUUCAACACGUCACUGUCAGAUGAUGAACUGACACGUCAAACGCUCUGCUGUCUGUCUCUCUGUCAUCCUGGAGCUCACGUGUUCCUCCUCAUCGUUCCUGUUGGUCCACUGACUGAUGAACACAAAGCUGAAAUGCAGGAGAUGCACAGAAUAUUCAGCUCAAGAAUCAGAAAUCACAUGAUGAUCCUGAUAAUGCAGAAGUCUGAAGACACAACAGCAGAACUGGAUGACGUCACACAGUCGGUUAUUAAACGUUAUGCAGCUCAAGGUCAUUUCUUUCAUCCAAACACACAAGUGUCCACAUUACUGGAGAGAAUUCAGCAGACGGUAGAAGAUAACAGAGGAGCUUCUUUCACUACACAAACAUUUUUAGAUGAGCAGAUGAAGAGGAUGAAAGAUGAAGAGAUGAAGACACAAAUCCAUUUACCAGAUCUUUCAGAGAUCACAGAUGAGGUGAGGAUUGUGCUGUUGGGUAAGACUGGAGUUGGGAAGAGUGCCACAGGAAACACAAUCUUAGGAAGAGAAGCGUUUACAUCAGUAGAAUCCUUUGAAUCAGUGACCAGCGAGUGUCAGAAACACACAGCAAAGAUCAAGAAGAGAUUCAUCACUGUGAUCGACACUCCAGGACUGUUUGAUACCGAACUGAGUCAAGAAGAGAUUCAGAGAGAAAUGACCAACUGUAUCUCCAUGAUUCUGCCUGGACCUCAUGUGUUUCUCUUACUGGUUCCACUGGGACGCUUCACUCGAGAGGAGGCUAUAGCAGUGAAGAUCAUUCAGGAGACGUUUGGAGAAAACUCUUUCAUGUACACCAUGGUGCUCUUCACCAGAGGAGAUGAUCUGAAGAAGAAAACUAUUGAAGAGUGUUUGGGAAAACCUGCAUCUCCUCUGAGAAACCUGAUAGAAGAGUGUGGAAACAGAUAUCAUGUGUUCAAUAACGCUGAGACUGAAGACCGCACACAAGUUUCUGAUCUACUGGAGAAAAUAGAUCACAUGGUGACAGCAAACGGAGGCAGUUACUACUCAUGUAAGAUGUUCAGAGAGAUGGAGAGAGAAAAACAAGAACAACACAUGAAGACACUGAUGGAGAGAAUAAAAGAAGUGAGCAGAGAGAAAGAAGAAGAGAGAGAGAGAAUGACGAUGAUGAUGGAGGAAGAAACACAGAAACAUGAGAGAGAGAGAAAGACAAGAGAAGAAGAGAUUAGAGAGAGAGAAGAGAGAUAUAAAAGAGAACUAAAAGAGAAAGAGAGACAGAUGAGAGAUGAGAUUCACAAAGAACAAGAGACAUUUAAAAGGGAAAUAAAGGAACUGAAGCUACAGAAUGAAGAAUAUGAGACGGAGAUCAAGAGAAUAAUGAAGGAUUUAGAAAAAGAAAGACAGAAUGUUGAGGAGAGAAAGAGAAGAGAAACAGAAUAUAGUGAGAGAGAAGAACAAUAUAAAAGAGAAAUAAAAGAGAUGAGAAGAGAGCGAGAGGACCGGGAGACACAGACACGAGAAGAGAAUGAAAAAACGAGAGAAAGAGAGAGAGAAAUGUGGGAUGAAUAUAAUAAGAGACUGAAACAAGAGCGAGAGGAGAUCAAAGAAGAGAAAGAGAGAAUAGAAAGAGAAAAAGAGCUGAAACAUACCGGAGAAAUAGAGAGAUUAAAAAAACACACUGAAGAAGAAAAACAGAAUCAAGAGAGAGAGAAGACGAGAAGAAAAGAAGAACACAAGAGAGAAAUGAAAGAUGUGAGAGAGAUGAGAAGAGAACGAGACUCAUUUAAGAGUGAAAUAUCAGAACUGAAGAAAGAAAACAAAGAUCUCCUGAUCAAAUAUGACACACAAACAGACAAACUGAUGAAUAUAAUAGAGAAUCAUGAGAGAGAGAGAAAGACAAGAGAAGACGAGAUUAGAGCGAGAGAAGAGAGAUAUAAAAGAGAACUAAAAGAGAAAGAGAGAAAGAUGCUUGAGGACACGAGAAGAGAGCGAGAGGAAUGGGAGAGACUGAGAAGAGAAGAAGAUGAGAAAGAGAACCAGAUUCAUGUGGAAGAGUGUGAGAGACUCAAGAGAGACAUGGAGGAAAUCAUGAGAGAGAAAGAGAGAAUAGAAAGAGAGAAACAACAUCAGCUAGAAGAGUUUGAGAAGAGAGUUCAGGAGGAGAGAAACACGAGAGAAGAACAAGAAAAGAACUUUGAAGAACAACUGAAACUCGUGAAGGAAGAGAGAGAAGAUCAACUAAAGAGAAGAAGAACAGAGAUGAGAGAGGAGGAAGAGAUGGAGAUCUGCUCUCAAACACGAGCUCCAGUACAGAGACAACAGACUGAUGUCAGAACUGCAGGAGUCAGAUCAGGUCUAUAUCUACAGACGGAAAUGAAAUGGGAAAUUCAAAAGCAUCUGUUUGACAGACUUCAGCUUCAUGAGAGAAAUGACAAUACACUGAGAGCUUCAGAUGUUCUUCAGAUAACUUCACAUUCAUUACAGUCUCUUGAGUCUUGUGCUGAAGAAGAGCUGGUGAAGAAUUAUCUACAGAAACUACUGAUGAUGAACUACAGAGCACGAUACAUUAAAACUAAUGACACCAAUGAACAUCAUCAAACACAACUAACAGACAAACAGUCAAAUGAACACAAUGGAAGUUUUUAUAAAGCUAUGUCUUCAUCUAAUGCAGUAACAAGUAAACCAGACUCUAUUCACCCGAUGGAUGUUCAGAUGGCUUUGUUUCAUUGUUCUGAUAGUUUCCUAAAGCAGAUGAUGGUCACUAAACUCUCUCAGUGUCAGUUUGCUCUUCCUCUGCUUGUUCCUGAUCCAUUCACACAACACAUUGAGUUUCCUCUCUGGACAUUCAGACAAAUCAACAAGAGCUGGAAGGUCAGAAAAACUGACGAUGACAUCAUCAGUAAAGUCCAGUCAGUGUGCACAGCAGAAACUCCGAUGGUGUCGUUCUUCAGGUUUGGUUCUGCGUCUUCAUCUAAAUCUCAGCUGAUGAACAGUCUGAUCAAUGAGAAACACAACACGUUCUUCCACAGAAACUGUCCAGGCAGCAGCAGAACCAGACUACUGAUGGAUGGAGUGGUGGAGAUCGCCUGGUACUGUCCAUCUGGAAAAGACACAGAUACAUUUACUGACUGUGUUGCCUUCUGUAAUCUUCAUGGUGAUGCAGGAGACCACGAGACACAGAUGAAGAUUUUCACUGAAGUGUCUUCAGUCAACGUUGUUCUUCUGACUAAACUUGACAAGAAUGACAAAAACACAACAAAGAUACAAGAUCUGUAUAAAGACAGAAAGCCACUCAUUUGUCUUUUUACUGAGAAUGAAUCUGCUGUAUGUAAGAUGAAGAGAGGAAAAUAUAAGAUUGGUCUGAAAGACAGAAAUCAGUCAGAUGUGUCUGAAGAACUCAGAAGAGUCAUAAAUGAUUGUCUCUCAUCUUCAGCAUCAGCGUUCAUGUUCAGACUUGAAGACGUGUCCAAACACUCAGAUGUCAGAGUAGAUGAAGAUGAUGAAGACUGCAGGAGAGGAAGAGAAGCAGCACAAGAGAUGAUGAGUUUACUGGAGAAUAAACCUCUGACAGAAAUCAAAGAAUCAUUUCUGCCCUGUCAGGGUGAACUGUGGCAUCUGUGGUGUCAGAAGAACAAAGAACUUCAUCGACCUCAAGGGGAGGAGCUAGAACAAGAGAAAAGUAAAAUAGAAACAGAAAUGGAGAACAUUCGUAAACAGCAACACAAAUCUGACAUGAGUGAGUUUAUGAAGUUCUUUAUUAACCAAAUGAACUCACAGGAUGCUAACCGGAUGUUUUUCCUCAAAUGGCUCAGAAUCCUCCUGGAUGAAUUCACUUCAGCUGAUCUUUCUGCUCUGCAUCACAAGUAUAAUGAAAAGUGGUCAACAGUCUUACAACUGAAAGAAAAUAAUGAUAAAUCUGCACAACUCAAGACUGAACAAACAGAACUUGAGAGAAUAUCUAAAGGACUUCAGGAUGCUGCCUUUGGUCUGGAGCACAUCAUGAGAGAGAUCGGUCAGAUCUAUGAAUCAUGUUCAUCUGUGAAGAAGAACAAAACAGAUCUUCAGUUUCCCUUCUCUUCUCUCCCGAGUGUUGCAGCAGAGAUGAUGAUGUCUGGAUUUCCACUGGAGCUGAUGGAUGGAGAUGCUGCUCAUGUUCCUCUGAUCUGGAUCUCUGCUGUUCUAGAUAAACUCAUCCAGAAACUGGGAGAUCAGAGAGUAUUUGUACUGUCAAUUUUAGGGAUUCAGAGCUCUGGGAAAUCCACCAUGUUGAAUGCCAUGUUUGGACUUGAGUUUGCAGUCAGUGCCGGCCGCUGCACCAGAGGAGCGUUCAUGCAGCUGAUCAGAGUCUCAGAGGAGAUGAAACAUCAGAUGAAGUUUGAUUAUAUUCUGGUUGUUGAUACUGAAGGUCUUCGUUCUCUAGAACUGGCUGGAAGAUCCACAACACAUCAUGACAAUGAACUGGCCACAUUUGUUGUUGGUCUUGGACAUCUGACAUUGAUCAACAUCUUUGGAGAAAACCCAUCUGAGAUGCAGGAUAUUCUUCAGAUUGUUGUUCAGGCCUUUCUGAGGAUGAAGAAGGUCAAACUGAAGCCCAGCUGUAUGUUUGUUCAUCAGAAUGUUUCAGACGUCACCGCUGGAGAGAAAAACAUGGAGGGAAAGAGACGACUGCUGGAGACACUGGAUGAGAUGACAAAACUCGCUGCUAAAGAUGAAGUCUGUGAUGAAGAAUGUUUCAGUGAUGUCAUUAAUUUUGAUGUUCUUCAUGAUGUGAAGUAUUUUGCUCAGCUGUGGGAGGGAAGCCCACCAAUGGCACCACCGAACCCAAACUACUGUGAGAAUAUUCAAGAACUAAAAGAGACUAUUAUUUCACAAGCCUCCAAAUCAAAUGGAAUAAUACUGACACACCUACAAAAGCGAAUUCAAGAUCUCUGGGAGGCUUUACUGAAUGAACGAUUUGUGUUCAGCUUCAGGAAUUCUCUGGAGAUUUCAGCAUACAGGAGACUGGAGACAGAAUACAGCAAGUGGUCCUGGAGUCUUCGCAGUGCCAUGAUGGAAAUUGAGAACAAAGUACAAUAUAAAAUAAAUGAAGCAAUUGAUGAGAUUGAAGAAAGAGAUCUUCAGAGAGAACUGAAGGAGAAAAAUGAAGAAGUGAAACAAUCAAUGUCAGAAUUCUUUGAUAAAGACACAGAUGCAGAAACACUGGUUCAGUGGAAAACUUCAUUUGAAAUAAAAAUCACAGAGCUUCAGGAGAACAUUGUGAGAGAAACAAAGAGGAAAUUAAAUGAGAUUCUUCAGCAGCGAGACCUGAAGAGAGAGAUUGAUGCUCAGAGGACACAUCAUGAAAACACUCUCUUAGAAAAGAGCAAAGAACUUGCAUUAAAACACAAAGAGAAAACAAAUGAUGAAGAAACUCUGAAGAGAGAGUUUGAUGUGUUCUGGGAAGAGUGUGUGAAGAAGAUCACCAGAGAUUCUCCUCCAAUCAGAGACAUUGACAUACUGAGAGAUGUGAGAGAACUCCUCAGUGACAUCUAUAAAAGUGUCCAUGUAGAGGCCUGGAGAGAAAGCAGGGAUAUUUUUACUGUUCAGAGUUAUUCAGAUUAUGUUCAGUUCAAGAAAUCCAGUGGAAUUACAGCACCUGUUAGAAAUGCCUACAGAGCAGCUAAAGAAAUCCUUGGAUACAGUCUGUCUAAAGAAGAUGAAACACAAAUAAGAACAUUUAUCUCAGAUGUUGUUCAGCAGACAGACUUGAUUCAGUCAUUUAAUAUCUCAAAGCUGGGCUACAACAUGACCUGCAUUCAACACCUCACAGAUCACAUCAAGACAAAAAUAACAGUAUUUGAAGAAGGACCAGUGAGAUAUGUGUUCAGGAGAGAAUUCUUCAUAGAUUUGGUGUUUUCUAUAUUUAAGAGAGCAAACAAGACAUUCACUGACCAACACAGAAUGUUCAGAGAAGCCAGAGAUCCUGUUUUCUAUGUUAAAAAGAAGAGAGGAGAAUACUAUAGUGUUUUCCAGAAAUACUGUCAAGGAGCAACAUCAGCGGCUAUUUUUGGUGAGAUCAUCUGUCAGAAACUGAAAGAACCCAUUGAACAGAGUGUCUACAAACAGACCGCCAGAGAUUUAGCAGAUGAGAUGAGAUCAAACUGUACAUCACUGAAAGGAAACAGAUCAAAUCUGGAGAAACACAUCCUGAAGAGACUGGCAGAAGAGGAGAACUUUGACAAAUACAUAAACUACAUUAAAAACCCCAGAGAUCACUUCAAGAGUUUCAUCAGAGAUGAAGUGAGUCAGUACAUCAGAGAUCAGUUCAGUGUCAGUGUUCAGCUCAAGAUGAGUCAGAACAUUGAACUCCUGCAGGAGAAGAUCAUGACAGCAGCACAUGAAUCUACUCAACAUGUUCAAGAGAACAGAGGAGAUGUUGAUGUGUGGUUGAAGUUUUUCACACUGAAGCUCUCAGAUGUUCUGAUGUUCUCUGUGAAGGACUUCAGUGGAGUCAACCAUGAUGAUGUUGAUGAUUUCAAACUUCUAGAAGCUGUGAUAAGAACAGAACUUCCUCCAGUAAUGUCUGACAUCAGCAGAGAGUUCAGCACAGAUUCAUUUGAAGUCAAACUGGAUGUGAACUACAGAUCAGAUGAGAUUGUGAUUGGUCACUUGUGUCAGUGCUGUUGGGUUCAGUGUCCGUUCUGUAAAGCCACCUGCACCAACUCAAUAGAGAACCAUGAUGGAGAUCACAGUGUUCCUUUUCAUAGAAUGAAUGGAAUUAAUGGAUUCUAUGAUCAUAAAACAAAUAAUUUCUGUAUAGAUUUAUGCUCAACUGAAGUGUGGAGUUCUAAAUGUUUUAAAUCAUCAGAUAAUUGGAUUUUAUUUAAUGAAUACAGAAGAGCAGGAGGCGUGUAUGCAAACUGGAGCAUCACCCCUGACCUCUCUGAACUGCCCUACUGGAAGUGGUUUGUGUGCAGAUUCCAGAAACAUCUGGAGAGAUAUUAUGAGAAAACAUUCCAGGGUGAAGGUGAGAUUCCAGAUCAAUGGAGACAAUACAGAAAACAAGAUGCUAUUGAGAGUUUAGAUAAAUACACGUAAUGAAGCCUCUGUGACGGACAGGCUUCUCCUGCGGUAGAUGAAUCUGAGACUGUGGUUUUACUGGUCACUUUCUUCAUACAGCAGCUUGACGUUGAGUAUAACCCCCCCCACACACACGCACACGCGCGCACACACACAAACACACACACACACACACACACACACACACACACACACACACACACACACACACACACAGGGACACAUCAAUGAGGUUCAACCUGGCGUUAACCUGGAGUCCCAAACACAGAUCACCUUUUAUUGGACCAGAGAGGACAGCUUCAAACUUAAAAGUUUUCAAGGUUUGUUUUGCAGCCCAAUAAUGUUCCACAACCUUGACAUGAGUCAGACACACAUAAAACAAACAGAUUUCUUACACAGACGACUGCUGAACUCAACUCAAGCAUGAACAUCUCUCUGUUCUAAUGCUGUUUGCUCUGAUUGGUGGAGGGUGAAGCGUGGACUGUAUGUUUGUUAAGGACCCCGUCAUGCAAACCAAAAUGAUAAUGAUGAUGAUGCCAUGAAAACUCGUAUCCACUUAAUAAAUGCCUUUGUGUAGCUGUCCACUGACCUUCAGCUCAUUAUACCUAGACACCUCUUCAGAUGUUAUGGUGGUUUUUCUAAAUAUAUUGAGUUUUCUUAUAUAAAAGAACACAUUUAAGGUAGUUAUAGAGUUCAUGUACUUCUCUGAUCUUAACAAGGGCUAUAGGCCUCAUAGGAUGAGCACCAUUAGACAUCUGCUUAACAUUACAAACACACAGCACACACACUUUUGGAGACAUUAGUCUGUUCAAGUUACAAACAAAAAAACGAGCACUGAUUGUGCUCAAUAUUAUCUUGUCUAAAGUGCAUGUUUACUCUUUGAAGUACACUAAGCUUGGAGUAAUAAAUGACAAUGUGACGUAUAUCUACAUUUUAAAGAUGGAUGUGUGUGUAUAUCUUUCUGUUUAAAGCUUUAAAAGGUUUCGCCACAGUUAAAUGCUGAUAUAGGGAGCGUGACGUUUAACUGUGGAAGGUCAAAAGAGGAUGGACUAAUAAGAACAAGUGAUGUCAUGUAAAACCUGGUUGGUAGAAGAUGAUGUCAGGUAAAACAUGAUUGGUUUGAACUGUGAUAACAACUUGAGAACAGUGUAUAAAAGAUGAGGUCAGAUGUGUAUUCAUUGGACAUCAUCAGAUGAACUCUGUGGCCCGGUUUCACAGACAAGGUUUAAGGCUAGUCCCAGACUAAAAUGAAUGUUUGACCUGUCAUAACUGAGGAUAACUGGCCCAGAAAUAUCUUAAAAUAUGUUAGUGCCAUUGUUUUGUCUCAAGAUGCACACCAGUAAUGUAUUCUUCUAAGGCAUAUUUAUAAAAGCGACAUGAAUAUCUUAAUUCAACUAAGGCAUAGUCCUGGCUUAAGCUAAGCCGUGGCUGUGAAACCGGGCCUGUGUGUCUCACUUUGAUUGCUCGAGCAAAUGACGUUGAAACUCUUGGCAUCUGGAACCCUUGUCUCUGAGAUUUCUUUCUGCGAUGGAAGGCCGAUUCGCCACAACACAGUUUAGGUGAAAAUGUGUCAAUACAAGUUCAAAUCUUGUUUAAGAGAAAUAAAACCUCAUGAAAGAAAUCCUGACUGAGCUUAUCUUC